This is a messenger RNA of Ylistrum balloti, 2352 nucleotides long. Its product is annotated as digestive cysteine proteinase 1-like. Gene Ontology annotation, biological process: immune response. The transcript has 10 exons. The record is from RefSeq and is a predicted model, not a curated record. Bases 42 to 1670 code for a protein of 542 amino acids. Gene Ontology annotation, molecular function: cysteine-type endopeptidase activity. NCBI's taxonomy places the organism in Eukaryota, Metazoa, Mollusca, Bivalvia, Pectinida, Pectinidae. Gene Ontology annotation, cellular component: lysosome.
UUGUACAUUGAAAGUCAUGUGAUAUUUCUAUCGCAGUCAAGAUGGCGACAGGAGGACCAGGACGUUUUGUCUUACUCUUAGCAGUGAUCUGCUUGUGUAGGGGCGAUAAUCCACCACAAUGGCCUACCAGCUAUAUGCUCACAGCUGAUCUAGAGUUACCAUAUGCAGAAAUCAAAGAGCCAUUCACUGCCUAUUAUGAUGGUGUCAACAACAUGAGCCGAGUGGACUAUUAUGGAGGAAUGGUGAAAACUGUUCAGCGCCAAGAUGUCAAACCCUAUGGUGUUGGGUUUAAGAUUGCUCCAAUCACUACAUACAAGGUGACAAACCAAAUGACCUGUUUUGGAAUGAAUGGCACCAGUGAUGGACCCAUUACCAUACAAAGUGUGUUACCAGACCUGACUGGUUUCCAGAACAUUGGGAAAGGUAUGAUUCUGGGUCAGAAGGCUGACCAGUGGCAGCUGGUGAAUGUUGUCGGGAACAAGAAGAACACUUAUACAAUAUGGAUUGCCUCUGACGGCAGUCCAUUGUUUUACGAGAUGAUGGGCUAUGACACGCUACUUGGCUCCCACUAUGACAAAUACUACAUCAAGUACACAAAUUUCACAGCCAGUUCUAAAUUUGAUGACAGUACAUUUGCAUAUCCUAAAGGGAUGACUUGUGGAGACUUCCCUGGUCCAGGUGCAAGUGAACAUCAGGUGCUGAUGAACCCCAUGAAAGAAUACAUUCACCACUAUGAUCAGCAUGUGGAGGAUUUGUUCGGAAAAUUCAAAAUCAAACAUGGCCGUGAAUAUCAAUCAGUCAAAGAGCAUGCUCAGAGACAACAUCAUUUCAGAAACAACCUAAGAUUCAUCCACUCGAAGAACAGAGCUGGUCUUUCAUUCUCUUUAGCUGUGAAUCACCUAGCAGAUAAAUCUGUAGAAGAAUUGUCAAUGAUGAAUGGAUUUAGGCGGACUCCUGGGCAUCAUGGUGGACUUCCUUUUGACAAGACCAAAUACAGUGAGAAAGACACUCCUGUAGACUGGGACUGGAGACUGUAUGGUGCUGUCACACCAGUUAAGGACCAGGCUGUCUGUGGAUCUUGCUGGAGCUUCGGUACUGUUGGCACUAUUGAGGGUGCAAACUUCCUCAAGACUGGGCAGCUCAUUCGACUAUCACAACAGGAGUUGAUGGACUGUUCCUGGGGCGAGGGCAACAAUGCUUGUGAUGGAGGCGAGGACUUCAGGUCUUAUAAUUGGAUCAUGAAAAAUAACAAUGGUAUUACAAGUGAAGAGCUGUAUGGACCAUAUCUUGCUCAGGAUAGUACCUGUCAUGCAAAAAGUGUGAAGCCUGUUGUGACAAUGAAGAAUUAUGUCAAUGUCACAAAAGGUGACCUCCAAGCUCUCAAAUUUGCCAUCGCCCAUCAGGGACCAGUAUCAGUUGCCAUUGAUGCCUCACACAAAUCAUUAUCCUUCUAUGCCAAUGGCAUCUACUACGAGCCUGCAUGUGGUAAUACUGACGAUGACUUGGACCAUGCUGUCUUAGCUGUGGGUUAUGGCACUAUCGGUGGACAGGACUACUGGCUCGUAAAGAACUCCUGGUCCACAUACUGGGGAAACGACGGCUACGUCCUCAUGUCACAGAAGGACAAUAACUGUGGGGUGGCUACUGCAGCCACCUACGUCAUCCUAUAAAAGAUAUUCCACCUGUACUAAAUUCACGACAUCCAGUCUCCCAGAGUGCCAUUGAUAUUUUUGUAUUGAAUAUCUCAUUCUUUGACAAAUUAAUAGUGCUUUGCAAACAUGAAGUGUUGUAAUUACAUAUUUUUGAUUCAAAGAACACAUGCUCAUCUAUACCUUAAUUAACGUGUCAUUUCUGCCAUUAUCAUUCUAAUACUGUGAUACAAGUAUCUUGUGAACUAAUUGAGAUACAGAUUCUGCUUUGGGUUAUAAGUAUGCAAUACCACUAUCUAUAUGAAGAGUAUAUGAAAAUUGAUUUAAUACUCAAAGGUUUACUUGUGUCUCUUUAAAUCAAUAUAAACUGAAUUUACAUAAAACAAAGGGUAGGUCCUCAGUUUCAAAAUCAAAAAUCAUAUGGCAAAGGCAACCAUUGUUAGUUAUUAAAUAUCAUUCUAGUGUAUUUAUUAUAAGUAUAUAGAAAAUGUUAUAAAAUAUUAUUAUCUUUCCUGUUUUCAUUACAUCAUUUGGUGCGUGCAUUUUCUUUUGUGUAUUUUCAAUUUGCAAUGAAAAAAAGAAACAUAUAUAGAAUUUACUCCUGAUUUUUAUACAUUCCCUUUACGUAUGAAAUUGAAGUGAAAUCUUUGAGUGAAAUGAUUUUCGAAUGAGUUACACAGAAAUAAAUUUAUUUAAGUAGUAA